AAAUAAUAAGUCAAAAAAAAACCCCCAUAAAAUACGAAAGCUGAAACCAAAAAGGAGAAGGAAAACACGCACACACACAAUCAAAAGUCACGCAACCAUGCGAAAGUAUUUUACACUGAAGCCUCAACGAAACUUCUUUGUAAACUUCGAUCUAACUGUUCGUUAAGUCUUUCACAUACGAGAAGCGAAUCGCGUUUUCCUUAGGGUAGAAAUUUGAGGCGGUACUGAUUUUUAAAUUCUUAAAUUUUUUUUUUAAUGUAAAGGGGAGACUUGCCACGACGACGACAACGAAUUAAGCCGGAGAAUUGGAAGAGCAGGGGGCAAUUUUGCAGUGUUAUUUUUUUUUUAUGCUUGCAAUCGGAAUUGAGAUAUGUUGAUGCCAGACGACAGAUCGAACAUAUUGUCGUCCGACGAGGGUUUUCCUUAUGAUGAAGUUGAUGAUCAUGGGAAUGAGCUUUCAAUUGAUUUGGGGGCUUUAUUGGAUUUAUUGGAAGAAAGUGCCGAACCUUCCCAGGCUAGGCCUGAAGAUUUAUCAACUAACCUGAUGCAAGGUUUAAGUGCUUCUGAGUGUGCUGAGACAUCUGUCGCUUUUGAGGAUGCAAAGCUUGAGUCCAAAUGGCCCCUUGCAUCUCCAGUUCAUAGCUCUUCUGGGAGUUUAAUUGACUGGAUUUCAGUUCAAGAUGGCCACUUAGGUGUAGAUAAGGAUACUGUUUCUGGAAAUGCUUCAUCGAGUAGCAUACACGAUAUCAAAUAUAUAAAACAUGAAAUACCUGAUCGUGGCCAGACAUUCUGUUUCCCUGCGGGAAUCUAUAAUUAUCACUCUGCUGAUAUCUCUGAAAAACAGUUUGAGAAUGAGAAUUCCUCGAGAGCCUUGCAAGCUGCGCCCAAAGUGGAGGAAUAUUCUGGGUUGGAAAUUGGCUUAUCUAAUGAUAGAUUUCCAGGCUAUGGAUAUCCAAGCUCACCUGGUGUUAGUGAUAUGGUUGAUCCGUCUUCUUCUUCUGCGUCUGACCAGUUUAAUUCUUUUAAUUUUGAUUUAUAUUCGAUGGCGGAUGAUACGAGAAAGAUGACCAGCGCAAAGGAAGAGAUGGAAAUGUCAUAUGACGUGAGUACAGAGGAUCUGGCUGACCAGGGGCUUAGUCAUCCUUUUUUGGGUGGAGAUCAUGAUUCUGUUAACUACAGAGUCCCAACUUUUAGCAAUGGUAACUUUCUCAUGAAGCAGGAAACUCAUUUGAGUCAUAAGCAAGAGGAGAAUUUGACACAUAAUGAUGCCAUGGAUAUAAAAUUUUUUGGUGAUGUUGCUGGGCAGUCUCCUGGUGUAUCUUCCUCCAGUUCUGUGACUUUGGGUUUAUGUCGCAAAAGUGAGGUUUUGGCUGUGGAAAACAUGUGCAAACUCCCUGAAUACAAAAGACCUCGUUUAAGUCUUGAUGAUUAUGAUGAAACUGCUUCUGGAGUCGGUAUGUGGAAUAUAAGACCAUUGGCAGUAUCAGUAACUAACACAAGCAACCAACAAAUUAAUUGCACAAAUUUGAAUGGAGUUGGUGGACCUGUUUUGAAUCGAGUUGGUGGACCUGUUUUGAAUCCAAUUAGUGCACCUGUUUUGAAUCCAAUUGGUUCGCCUGUUUUGAAUCCAAUUGGUGCACCUAUUUUACCUAUGUUUAAUGGAUCUCACAUUGCAAACAUGAAUGGUCAAAACAUGUGGAGUGAUUCUUAUAUCCAAAACUGUGACAGUGAUGAUGAUGGAGACUUGUGUGUGUUGGAGGAGAUUAGUGGACCUCCUCAGUUAAAAAUAUUUUCACCACUUAUUAAUGGCAAGUCUCCCAUUGCUUCACGGUCUGCAGUAAUUUGUAGCUCUUUGCAGGCAACAUCUGUGGGGCAAAUUAAGCACAAGGCAAAUGGCGAAAACCGUAUCUUUCAGGCUGUAUUGCAGGAUCUCUAUCAACAACAAUCAGAAGAUUCUCCUCCGGAGGGUUUAAUGGCAGUUCCUUUGCUGAAACAUCAGCGUAUUGCUCUCUCGUGGAUGGUGAGGAAGGAGAAUGCUGUUUCCUGUUCUGGUGGUAUUCUUGCUGAUGAUCAGGGUCUUGGGAAGACCGUAUCAACAAUAGCUCUUAUUUUAAAGGAGAGGUCUCCAACGUCUCUUGAACUUAACAGGAAAGAAAAUGAGCCAGAAACACUGAAUUUAGAUGAUGACGACGAUGAUGAUAAUAAUGACAGUCUGUCAAAGGUUGGGUGCUUAAACCAAGGUGACGAGUCUGCUCAAGUGGAUGGACAUGUUGGUGGGAGGAGUACUUCCCCACAAUCUAAACGUAGACCAGCAGCUGGUACUCUUAUUGUAUGUCCAACAAGUGUCCUCCGGCAGUGGUCCGAGGAACUCCAGAACAAGGUCACUAGUAAAGCUAACCUCUCUGUUCUGCUUUAUCAUGGUAGUAAUCGAACUAAAGAUCCUCAUGAGCUCGCCAAGUAUGAUGUUGUGCUCACUACUUAUGCAAUAGUUAGCAUGGAGGUAGCUAAGAGGCCCACGGUUGAUGAGGAUGACGAUGAUGCAAAGGGCACUUCUGAUUUCCCAGUGGAACUUUCAUCCUUUAAAAAUAGGAAAUAUCCUCCUCACUCUAGUAAAAAAUCUUCUAAGAGCAAGAAGAAAGUGGAGGUUGACUUGCAGGACAUUCGGCCUCUUGCUGGCGUGGGAUGGUUUAGAGUUAUAUUGGAUGAGGCUCAAAGCAUAAAGAAUCACCGGACACAAGUGGCUAGGGCGUGUUGGGCUCUUCGUGCUAAACGGAGGUGGUGUUUGUCUGGAACACCCAUGCAGAAUGCAGUAGAUGAUCUUUACAGCUAUUUCAGGUUUCUUAAGUUUGACCCGUAUUCAGGUUAUAAAUCGUUUUGUUCGGAUAUUAAGGCUCCAAUACAACGAAGUCCUGUAACUGGGUACAAACGGCUUCAGGCUGUGCUAAAAACCAUCAUGCUUCGUCGCACCAAAGGCUCACUAAUUGAUGGUGAACCAAUUAUCAAUCUACCUCCAAAAACAAUUAAAUUGCACAAAGUGGAUUUUUCCCCCGAGGAACGGGAAUUUUACCAGACACUGGAGUCUGACUCACGGGCUCAGUAUGCAGAAUAUGCAGCUGCUGGAACUGUGCAGAAAAAUUAUGUUAACAUCCUAUUGAUGCUGUUGCGUCUUAGACAAGCUUGUGACCACCCUCUUCUUGUUAAGGGGUUCGGUUCAAAUUCCAAAUCAAUAUCCUCUAUUGAGACGGUCAAGAAAAUUCCACCGGAGAAACAACUUCACCUUCUGCAGCGUUAUGAAGCUUCCUUGUCAAUUUGCCGCAUAUGCAGGGAUCCUCCUGAAGAUUCUGUCAUAACUAGCUGUGGACAUAUUUUCUGCAAUCAGUGCAUAAGUGAACACCUAAGUGGUGAUGACACUCAUUGCCCUGCUGCAAAUUGCAAAACACAUCUCAAAGGGGUUGCUGUAUUUUCGGUAGCGGCGCUGAGAUGUUCCCUAUCUGAUCAGCCGGCUCCAGAUUGCCCGCAUCCUAAACAGGAACAGAUGUCUGAGCUUCUUUGUCCAGGUUCCGCUUAUGAUUCUUCCAAGAUUAGGGCUGCUCUUGAGGUUUUGCAAUCUCUCAAUAAACAACAUGAUUAUUCAAGAACAAGCUCCCCGAGCUUCGUGGAUGUUAGAACUCCUACUGCAGAAGAUGCAUCUGGCCGUCAUUCAAUGGGAGUGAAUGAGAGUGGAUGUGAUGUAGAAAACAAGGGAAGGGGUGAACCUUCCAGAUGUUCAGUUGGGGAGAAAGCAAUUGUUUUCUCCCAGUGGACGAGAAUGCUGGAUUUACUUGAAGAGUGUCUGAAAGAUUCUGGCAUUCAGUACCGGAGACUUGACGGAACGAUGUCUGUCGUUGCUAGAGAUAAAGCUGUGAAAGAUUUUAAUACUCGUCCAGAGGUUUCUGUGAUGAUAAUGUCACUAAAAGCUGCUAGUCUUGGGCUCAAUAUGGUGGCGGCCUGUUAUGUACUUUUGCUGGACCUUUGGUGGAAUCCCACAACAGAGGAUCAAGCCAUUGACCGUGCUCAUAGGAUUGGACAGACCCGUCCAGUCACAGUUUUGCGGUUGACUGUAAAAGACACAGUUGAAGAUCGAAUCUUGGCCCUUCAGGUAUUGAUAAACACGGUUUGAUUUAUAGAUGGUCAAAUAUUUCCCCCGUCCGUGCCAAACUCCCAGAAAGAUGAUCUAUUAUUGGAAGAAUAUAUUUAACCUUCUUUAUUUUUCGAACCAUAUUGCAUUUCGUCAACUAUAUUCUUUUGUCAUGGGUUGGUCUCCAGUUCAAGUACCAUCAUAAGUGAACAAGUUCCUUUCAAAUCAAGAAAGCAAUGUGAGUCCUUCUCAGGAGUAGUAUUCAAUAGUUACAUUUUUUUAAGGGUCAUGAUUCAUGAAAGGUUAGUACUCUCUUAAGGUUGAUGCUGCUUAAAUCUCUGCCCAAGGUACCAAGAAAAACAAAAUUUAUUUGUUCUUAAAGUGCGAGCCUCCUCACUUUGAAAUAUAUUGAAAAUUCUAAUUAGGAAGAAAUGAUGGAAAUAUCCUAAGAAGUUAUUGAGGAAUUGGGCGAAGUCCAAAAUCCCUUUUAAUCCAUACAUUUUCCUGUCGCAUUGCCACUUAAACAAGAAACGGUGAAACUAUUCCUGUUUUGGUUCUCUUUACUGGCAUACAUUCGGUGAAAAUGUCGUAUGUGAAAUAAAAUGUAGUAAUUUUAGCUCCUAGAAGUUACCUAGGAGUUGGGACAUACUCUGAGACUCUUAGUCAUAGGCAUUUUAUACCAUGAAAACUCUAGAAUUUGACUUUUAUGUACUUGAACUUGGUUGACAGGGCAAUUCCAACAAUGUGAUCCGUUAGAAUGUUUGUCUUGCUGUCCUUGUUUUCUUGAUUUGAGAAGAGGGGGGCUAAUGCAUUUUUAGCGAUUAAGAGCUGUAUUUGUUUACCUAUUUUCUUGAAGUAGUGCUUAAUUAUUCCUCAUGUCAUGGGCCUCCUUGAACAUAUAGAUUUCUAUUAUCUCAUUACUUUGUGCAAUGACAUAUGGCUAACAUGUGCAACGUGAAUUUUUCAGCAAAAGAAGAGAGAGAUGGUAUCUUCUGCAUUUGGGGAGGAUGAUUCUGGUUCCCGGAAUACAAGACUUACCGUGGAGGAUUUGAAUUACCUAUUUUCGUGAACGGAUGAGAUUGAUGAGCUCCUUUCAACCCUUACAAAUUCUUUUUCUCCCCUGAAAUUUUGGUUGGCGUUUGUUUAUUGCCAGAUGGAGAUUUAGGCGCAAAUGAAUUGCAUAGGACUAACUGGAUUGGUGACAUACAUGUAUAGGUUGAUCAUGUGGAGAGUUAUAAAAGUCAGAAGGCUUUGCAUGAUCCAAUUCUUUUGAAGGGUGGUUGCUUAACUUCUUAGCUUUGUAUAGGAAUGACGGACCUUUACUUCUGGGUAUGGAAUUUGAUUCCCUGAUUUCAUGAUUCUUUGACGUUGUGGUGUAAAUGAUAGGUUCCCUGGAUUAGCCUUUUCCCCACUUUUCUGCUAUUUUGACCGCAAGAAUUGCACUAGAUUGGUUGUUAGCGGUAUAAAGUAUAACCUACAGUUCGGUAUUGCUUCAAGUAUCGACUCUGUUGGUUAUUUUUGGACUUUUCUUGUUUAAAUUUGCUGUAUGAUAUAGUGCACUCUUGUACGAUUAUUUUGUGACGGAAAGAGUGUAGCUAAGAAACUAUUAAUUUACAUUAUCUUCAUAAUAAAAAUUGUGAUGGAAGGAGCUUAUCCAAUA
This is a messenger RNA of Oldenlandia corymbosa var. corymbosa, 5777 nucleotides long. NCBI's taxonomy places the organism in Eukaryota, Viridiplantae, Streptophyta, Magnoliopsida, Gentianales, Rubiaceae. The record is from the annotation of a GenBank genome assembly.